Messenger RNA from Choloepus didactylus (southern two-toed sloth), 2006 nucleotides. It is a transcript of the gene HOXA9, whose product is annotated as homeobox A9. The record is from RefSeq and is a predicted model, not a curated record. NCBI's taxonomy places the organism in Eukaryota, Metazoa, Chordata, Mammalia, Pilosa, Megalonychidae. Gene Ontology annotation, biological process: regulation of transcription by RNA polymerase II; embryonic skeletal system morphogenesis; proximal/distal pattern formation. Bases 220 to 1038 code for a protein of 272 amino acids. The transcript has 2 exons. Gene Ontology annotation, molecular function: RNA polymerase II cis-regulatory region sequence-specific DNA binding; DNA-binding transcription factor activity, RNA polymerase II-specific. Gene Ontology annotation, cellular component: nucleus.
GCAAAACACCGGGCCAUUAAUAGCGUGCGGAGUGAUUUACGCGUUAUUGUUCUGCUGGGCGGGCACGUGACACGCGCGGCCAAUGGAAGCGCGGGCGCCGGCAAGUUAUUAGGUGACUGUACUCCCCCCCCCCCCGGGUGCCACCAAGUUGUUACAUGAAAUCUGCAGUUUCAUAAUUUCCGCGGGUCGGGCCGGGCCGGCCGGGCGCAGGGCACGGCGAUGGCCACCACCGGGGCCUUGGGCAACUACUACGUGGACUCGUUUCUGCUGGGCGCCGACGCCGCCGACGAGCUGGGGGCGGGCCGCUACGCGCCGGGGGCUCUGGGCCAGGCCCCCCGGCAGGCGGCGGCGCUGGCCGAGCACCCCGACUUCAGCCCGUGCAGCUUCCAGUCCAAGGCGGCGGUGUUCGGCGCUUCGUGGAACCCGGUGCACGCGGCGGGCGCCAACGCCGUGCCCGCUGCGGUGUAUCACCACCAUCAUCACCACCCUUAUGUGCACCCCCAGGCGCCGGUGGCGGCGGCGGCGCCGGACGGCAGGUACAUGCGCUCCUGGCUGGAGCCCACGCCCGGUGCACUCUCCUUCGCGGGCUUGCCCUCCAGCCGGCCUUAUGGCAUUAAACCUGAACCGCUGUCGGCCAGAAGGGGUGACUGUCCCACGCUUGACACUCACACUUUGUCCCUGACUGACUAUGCUUGUGGUUCUCCUCCAGUUGAUAGGGAAAAACAGCCCAGCGAAGGCGCCUUCUCUGAAAGCAAUGCUGAGAAUGAGAGCGGCGGAGACAAGCCCCCCAUCGAUCCCAAUAACCCGGCGGCCAACUGGCUUCACGCGCGGUCCACCCGGAAAAAGCGCUGCCCCUAUACAAAACACCAGACGCUGGAACUGGAGAAAGAAUUUCUCUUCAACAUGUACCUCACCAGGGACCGCAGGUACGAGGUGGCCCGGCUGCUCAACCUCACCGAGAGACAGGUCAAGAUUUGGUUCCAGAAUCGGAGAAUGAAAAUGAAGAAAAUCAACAAGGACCGAGCAAAAGACGAAUGAUGCCAUUCGGUUUCAUGUAGAAAAGAGAGCACGAGCUAGAGAGAAAGAGAAAGGACUGCCCGUCCCCUUUUCCCUUCUCCCACUCCCCCACCCCAGGCCUCCACCACCCUGCACAAAGCGGCUCUAAACCCCAGGCCUCCUCCCCGCCCCCCCCCCCCUUGGAAAACCCUGCUCAGGCGGGCUCCUUGGCCUGCCGCUUUUAUGGAGGAGGUAUUGUAAGCUUUCCAUUUUCUGUAAGAUGAAAACAAGGGGGGUGGGGGUGGGCAUUUGUGCAGAUGGCUGUGUGUGCGAGCAUGUAUAUAUUUAUAUAUUUUUAAAAAUCUACCUGUUCCUGACUUAAAGCAGAAGAAAAGAAACUACCUUUUUAUAAUGCACAACUGUUGACGGUGGGCUGUAUAGUUUUUAGUCUGUGUAGUUAAUUUAAUUUGCUCUUUGCGCUGCAGAGCAGUGAUCUGCCGAGAUACUUGAACACUGUUUUAUUGUGGUGAUUAUGUUUUGUGACUCAAACUUCUGUACUGGGUGACGCACCCAUUGUGAUUGUGAAAGCUAGAAUUCAGUUUGAACUCAGGUUGUUAUGGGGGGUGAAACAGUUGCAUAGCGUAUAGCUCUGUAGUGGAAUACAUCUUAUGACUAGGCUGUUAACCUUUGAUUGUAAACUAGCUGUAAGGAUUUCCCAGUGAAAUAAAUUUUCAAAAAGAUAAAGAAAAAGUUUUUCCCAGACACAUAGAUCCAUGGUUCUCUUCACUUUGGAAAUGCAGGCAUUUUAGUCUCUACAUACUCUAUAGUCCUAUCUUCUCCGUUAUGUAUAUAUCUAUAUAUUAAAGAAAAAUAUUUAGUCAGACAAGUUUGAAGAUUUUUUUGACAACCGUGAAAAAAUUUGGAGCUAUACAUAUGCGCAGAAGGUUACUACCUAUGGUUUACGUUUAAUUUUAAUUGGGGGGGAAUGAAUGCUUAUUGUAAUGGAGUUA